This is a messenger RNA of Hyla sarda, 2519 nucleotides long. It is a transcript of the gene CEBPA, whose product is annotated as CCAAT enhancer binding protein alpha. The transcript has a single exon. Bases 120 to 1001 code for a protein of 293 amino acids. Gene Ontology annotation, molecular function: RNA polymerase II cis-regulatory region sequence-specific DNA binding; DNA-binding transcription factor activity, RNA polymerase II-specific. Gene Ontology annotation, biological process: regulation of transcription by RNA polymerase II; DNA-templated transcription; myeloid cell differentiation. NCBI's taxonomy places the organism in Eukaryota, Metazoa, Chordata, Amphibia, Anura, Hylidae. The record is from RefSeq and is a predicted model, not a curated record.
GCAGUCAGUCAUAAGACAGCAGCAGUAAGGAGCACAGGGUGAAAGAGAGCAAGAGGCUUCCCAAGCUCACCCUGGAUUCCCGGAGCUCGUCACCAUGCUUGGCUGGCUAUAGGAGCUCCAUGGAGCUAGCCAACUUCUACGAGGUCGAAUCCCGGCCAUCCAUGAGUACCCAGCCUCAUCCUCAUCACGGUGCAUACCCCUACAGGGAGCCCCAAGCCACCGGAGACAUCAACGAGCUGUGUGAAAACGAGAACUCCAUAGACAUCAGUGCCUACAUUGACCCUGCAGCCUUCAACGACGAGUUCUUGGCUGACCUUUUCCAUAGCAGCAAGCAAGACAGAACCAAGGGAGUCAUUGACUAUCAGCAGGGACUUGGAGCUGCUCACCCGCAAAUGUAUGGCUGCAUGGCCAACUAUAUGGACAGCAAGCUGGACAAUGCUGGCUUAAGACCUCUGGUCAUCAAACAGGAGCCCAGGGAGGAGGAGGAAGCAAAUAGGGCUUCUCUGGCAGCCCUUUACCCUCAUCAUGCACCCCAGCACCCAUCCCACCUGCAGUACCAGGUAGCCCACUGUGCACAGACCACUAUGCACCUUCAAUCUGGUCACCCAACUCCACCACCAACCCCUGUGCCAAGUCCUCACCACCUCCCCCAUCACCACCACCUUCACCUGCAAGCUACAUCAGCCAAAGGAAUGUCUUCAGCAUCUUCCACUUCUUCAUCAUCUUCAGAGACUCGAGGCAAGUCCAAGAAAUGGGUGGACAAGAGCAGCAAUGAGUACAGGGUAAGGAGGGAGAGGAAUAACAUUGCAGUGAGGAAGAGCAGAGACAAGGCAAAGAUGCGUAAUGCUGAAACCCAGCAGAAAGUCCUUGAGUUGUCCAAUGAUAAUGAAAAGUUGAGGAAGAGGGUAGAACAGUUGAGCAGAGAGCUGGAAACCCUCAGGGGCAUCUUCAGGCAACUUCCAGAGAGCUCUCUGGUCAAAGUCAUGGGUAACUGUGCAUAGUGUCCUGCUGCAAACAAGACCCCUUGUCCAAAAAAUAACUCUUAUUGACACUUCUUCCAUCAAGGACAAACUUUAAUCAAGAGUGAAAGAGACACUUCCUUGGACUUAGAUACCACCCAUGACCCCCUUCCCCAAUUUUUAUAACUGAUGCACCUGGAUGCCAACCUCUCAGACCUUUUAUUGUGGUCAAAAUAACUAAACAGCUAGGAUGUAAUAUGGUGCUAGCACAAUCUAGAGCGCUUCAACUUCCCAUUUUCACCAUAGAUUUCUAUUUUUGUCCAUAUUUUUGUACUAUUUGUGAGCUUAUCUUUAUCAUGAAAACUGUGGAAGUGGCUAAAUGUUUAUAAUGUGGGGUAACUUUUUCUAUGCUAUAUAGCAGUGUGCUUAGAAGCUUUAGGGCCCACAGAGGAUAACAAGACAUGGGCCAUACGAGGUUUGAAUGCCUGAACAGGGUUUAUACUGUGUGCACCUUAUACCUUUUAUUGUGCCUUAGAAAGAAUCAUUAUGUGCUUUAUCUGUUACUGUAAGAAAUCUCACCUCUAGCCCUGCUGCCUUAAAGUGCAUCCCCCCAGCUGUAUGUUCUUCAGAUACCAUUUCAUAUCAGAAACCUCAGACUAUGCAAUAUAUAUAUAUAUAUAUAUAUAUAUAUAUACAGCUCCUGAGUUUGCCCAUCAUAAGGGUCUAUUGCCAAAUAUUUGCAUAACUAAACCCGUGUGCUAUAGAAAUGCAAACGCACAAUAACUUUAUGGGAGACCCAAGCCGUGUCCUCGCUGUGGUCAAUGCUGGAUACUGAGGGAAUUGCUAUGCAAAAGCCACAUUACAUUGGAUAUAUAUAUUAUUUACUGUACUUAUUUGUGUUUUGUAUAUAUUUUUUUUUUUUGUAAAUCUCAGCAAUUUUAAUCUUGAAUAACAGUAUGUAGCUGCUACUCGCUGGUAAAUGUAUCUUCUGGAGCUGUAAAUACGGCCUGUACCUCCUUACUUUCCAAAACCUUUAAAUGGACCCAGUGGAAUGUGAAACUCAUGUUAGUUUUUAAGCUUUAUACAUUUCUUUUGCUAUAUCUUGCCAUUAAAAUAACAAAAAGCGCAGUAAAUGGCUGCAAAAAUAUAUAUUUUGGAUAAUUGACAGAUGGUGCACUUGAGUUUUUAUUACUGUAUUUAUGCAUCUCCCAACCAUAACCUGCAACCUGUGGCUCUCCAGCAGUGGCGUGACAACAGCUCCCAGCAUGUUUAAUUUUGGCAUGUUGGGAGUUGUAGACCCGCCACAGCUGGAAAGCCAGGUUGCAGACCAGUUAUCUAAACUUUAAUAGUCAGUCUACAGCUAGUACUGAUGACCAGGCGGCCCAAUGUGCUAACUUAUAGGAAAUGUCCCUUUAAAAAUCUAUUUUAUUCUUAUUUUUUAAAUGUUCUGUAUGUUAAAAAAAAAGUAUUGAAAAAUUCACCUAUUUGUUAAUAAUUAUGCUGUGGAAACACUUCUACGUAUCUGUUUUAUUUGCAACAUAAAUAAAAAAAAUAUACGUU